Schizophyllum commune H4-8 is the source of this 1620-nucleotide messenger RNA. RefSeq lists its product as uncharacterized. Bases 151 to 1344 code for a protein of 397 amino acids. The transcript has 9 exons. NCBI's taxonomy places the organism in Eukaryota, Fungi, Basidiomycota, Agaricomycetes, Agaricales, Schizophyllaceae. The record is from RefSeq and is a predicted model, not a curated record.
UUCGACCCGCUCGCAUCAGCAUGAACUGCCUCCAUAGUCCAUGUCGUCUCGACUCCCUGCAGCUUGCCACAGCGCUAUAUCUGCUUUCCUCUCGCCGUUCACGUUCUCGCACAUCUGUCCUUACUCUCACUGACAACGUCUGCGCGCGCCAUGUCCCCGCAGAAUUUCACAGUAGACGACAACAGUCCCUUCAUCACCUACACCGGCUGGCACACGGGGAACAGAACCCAGGAUACCAGCGCAUUCUCAUACUCGGAUGGUGGCACAUUCACGGUCACGCAGACAAACGGUUCGCGGGCGUCCUUCACGUUCAACGGAACAUAUGUUUACCUAUAUGGCGCAAAGAGAUCCAAUCAUGGUCCAUACUCUGUUGAAUUGGACGGCGUCAAGAGCAGCCACAACGGAAAUUCGGGCGAGGCCUUAUUCCAGCAGCUUUUGUUCUCCGCCGGCCCUCUCGAACUGGAUGUACCUCAUACCGUCCAUCUCCAAUGCGAUGGGUCUGGAGACGAGGGUUGGUUGGAUCUUGAUUAUAUUACCUGGACUACCGAUUUCGGGGAUGAUUACACGUCGGGCCAGAUGACGCUGCCAGACAACCAUCCGAACUUCUCGUACACCGGACCAUGGACCACAACCGACGCGGGUGGUCGGUACGAGGGUGGUGCGGCGCACCAGGCUGUAGACGGGGAUAGCUAUGUCACGCUCGAGUUUUCGGGCGAAUCCGUCAGUCUGUACGGCACUGUUGGCCCAGCUUACGGACGCUACACCGUCCAGCUGGACGGUGGCGGCGCCCAGGGCUUCAACGCGAAGGAUGUGUACACGGAGACGCAAGUCUUGCUAUACCACGCUAACAAUAUCGGCAACGGCACUCAUAAGCUAGUCCUAGCGAAUGCGCCGACGGGGGACGCACCACAGAGCUCAGUCCUCAUCGACUACGCCGUCGUCAGCGUGGCCGAGCACACAGAUAUAGUUCCAAAGGACGUCCAGGACAAGAAUCAGGGGUUAUCCACUGGCGAGCUGGUCGGCAUCGCCUUUGGCGGCGUCGUGCUCAUUGCCGCCGUCGCACUCCUGGCCCUCUUGAUCGUUCGGCGCAAGAGGAAAUCGUCCAAUAACACCAUGGACGAAGUGGGGCUGUUUGAGUCCCGGGACCGGCUCGUACAACCGUACGCAUACUCGUCGGGUAGCCAAACUCCGGUUACGGACAAAGGACGAUCUGCACUUCGUGGAGGAGCGCACCCCUCUACGUCUACGGUCGCAGACAUGCACCAGAAUCACCACGGCGAAGGCACGUUACCACCCGACUACGACAUGGCAGUAGGGCCGUCGUCUUCAAGAGUAAGAGCGUAGACCUCGCAUACGGCACCGAUAGGUGGCCCCAAAUCCAGUCUUCGCGUCAGACGCCCACGAAUCCGACGCGUCGUUGAGACCGGCAUAUCUAUAGUCAUCAUCAAAUAUCCAGAAUGAGAGUCAGACAGUCGUGUUACAGAGAUAACAGGGCAGCAAAGCAAUAAAUACCCAGUAUGUAUAGCGAAAGGUCUACGACUUCGCAGGUAAAGUGGACACCUCCACCUCCAUCCCCUUCCCCUCUCCCUUCGACGUCGUGCUCGCCGCCUCUAUAUCCGA